Molecule: messenger RNA, 28055 nt
Organism: Porites lobata
Lineage: Eukaryota; Metazoa; Cnidaria; Anthozoa; Scleractinia; Poritidae
Source: the annotation of a GenBank genome assembly
AUGAGCCCGCGAUCUCACCGCAUUCUUCUGACGUGUCCAUUUUCCAAGAUGGCGGACAGACAGAAGACACAGAACUUUGAUUCAGGUCAAAAACCUGCUCCUUUACACGGAAUUUCCUUGGCAGAUUUUGGAGGAAAUUUAAAUUUUGGACCAACUCUCGUGCCAGCAUCCCAAACUCCACCAGUUUCCUCGAUAUUACAACCCACUGCAACCACGUCCUCGAGUAGAGGUAUGAACCAACUUUCAACAGUGUUUUCACCAUAGAGCUUAGAAAUGCCUCACGUGACGCUCCUCUUUAGUCAUUUACGGUGUAGUCAAAGAUUGUCUUUGCAUUCAGCUGGUAUGACUACGUGAUUUUGGUGUGAGUGGUUGAGAGUUUUGACAAGUGUUAUCUUAUUUCAAGGGCAGGAGAGUUGCUAAACGUUACCUGACGUACAGGAGCGCUUGAGGGGAAGGAGGAGAGGGGGGGGGUGUUACGAUAUACGGGCGAGGAGGAUAGCAAAUGGCCUAAUCCUAUUAAACUAUACUAAUUCCAGUCCAUAUCCCUAAGCAAUUCCCCCUUUGCCCCUAUUCUUGGUUUGCAACCAUGUGAGAAAGCAGCCAUGUUGGGGAUCAAAACAAUGCAAAUUUUAUUCCCAAAAUAUGCGUGACAGCAUAGCCACUGUGACAUCACCUGCACCCACCACCUUGGAAUUUCAUUCCAGAGGAGUCUUAUAUAACCCCCCACCCGUCUGGAAUUUCCUAUUUUCUUUUAGUGGCCUAAAUUUGUAGUAUUUAGAAAUUUUCCACUUUUUACCACUUAAAAAUCACUGCUCACGUCAUAAGACACACCUUUUAUUGUGUGGUUCCAGAAAAUAUCCAUACCCCCACCAAGGAGGGAAUUGGAAAUUCUGAGGAGGUGGGGGGGUCAUAGGCCCAGAAAAUUCCAGAGUCGACGUGGGUUGGAUGAUAAAAAUCACUUUCCAAUGGGUUAAUUUCGAACUCAGUACGAAAAUUGCUACUUACUGAUCUGGUAGAUCAUUUUUGAAGACAUAAGUUUAAGCAUAUCAUUUAUGAUUGCUUUUUCGUCUAAACCAGCUUUUCUUUCUUCCAAAAGCGUUAUGUAUGCGAAUCCAAAGGAAUUAGGCCCCUGUUAGGCCGACAAAAACUUGCCUUGUUGCAUGCGUAAUAUUGGUUGUCUUUACACUAGGCUGUUAAGUAAGACUUAAGAGCCGCUAAGUUUUACUUAACCAAAAAUUCGUGUAUGAAGGCCUAAGUAAAAUCUCAAGUAACUUUGCGUUGCAUCUCAUUAAAGUCAGAAAGUUGAAACGAUUCAAGAAAGUUUCAAGUGACUUGAAAACCAUCCUUAUGACCGACUUAGCUGACUUGCAGUUUUGCGGUUUCUUGAGCUUUGAGAAAGGCGAGACAUGUCAAUCAAUCUUAAUUUUGUUGCGUGGGAAAAUAACCUGAAGUAAGAAAGAAUCGGUUGUGUGUGAAGCUUUAUUUUACUUGAAGUAACUAAAAUUUACUUGUCUUGAAAUAUUUCUUAGCUUAUUUAGGCUCUAGUGUAAAGACUACCAUUGAUCACCAUUACUUGUUCAGUCUCCGUAGAGACAUAAACACAGAACAGGUGUGGUUAUGUAGCUCCAGUACAAAAAACACUGGUGACUAGCUACCUUUCUUAGAAUCACGUCAGACGAUCGAAAAACUGUACACCAGUGAAAGUCUUGCUUCAAGAAGCAGAAGGUAUAUGAUGUAACGAUUUCAGAAUCUAGAAUUUUUAUUCUCCUUUUCGUUUCCCCUUAAUUUUGUGGUUGAAAGUUUGACGUGUCAACAUUAUGGCCGUGGAGACGGCUUCCCGCCAUUUGGAAAAAAAAAAUCAUAAGUUUGCAUAUCAAGGUAAACAAAGGUUGCUUUGUAGGUAGUUUAUUGUGUUCUAAUUCAAGACCUCUCAAUGAAAUUAAAUGAAAACCAUUGCAUACCCACAAACGGCGUCGUUCUUUACUUUGAUAAUCUUUUUUUGUGAAAAUAAACUUUUCCAGAGGGAUUGGGGGGUCUUUGUCUUAUACUGUGGAAAUUCUGGAGGGGUAGGGGGGGAGGUGGGUCAUCAGUUCCUCACAAAUAUGGAAAAUCCAGGGAGGUGGGGGAAUCCUAGGUGAAAUUCCCUCUGUGGUGGGGUAUGGAUAUUUUCUGGAACCGCACAUUAUAGCUGAUACAUUUUUGAUGUUUUUUGAAGGCAAUAUUUCAAACGUACAUAUAGCACCCUUGAUUAAGGUCAUUUCAACUAAAACAAUAUUUUUAUAUGCCUUGAGUGCAAAGUUGGUCUCCCUAGGGGCUCAUGUGUAGGACUUGCCUGUUUGCUUAAAAAAUGUUAAGCUAAAAAUCGAGGAUGUGGCUUAUCUAUAAAACGAUCUCUUCAAGUUUGUGUAAAGCAAAUAAAGUGAAUCAAACGCAUGGCAAGCUAACUCGAUGUCUUCAAAGGGAUAGCCGUUUACCGUUUCACUACUGUCCGUUCAAAUACUUUCAAAAAUCCCUUUGAAGCAUUUGACAAACCAGUUGAAAAGUUUGAAUAUUUGUUUGCAAAUUAGUAACAUCCAUUCAAAUGCACAUGGACGUCCCUAACCCUUUAGAAAUUUCGGCUUUUUAAUCCCCACUCUCCUCCCCAUCAGAAAUUCCAUUGAUCAACUGUGAGGGAGGUAUGGAUAUUUUUUGGAAUGAUACACAGGGUGUUCAUUAGGCAUCAGAGAUUGGAGAAUUCUUCUUCUUACUGCCUGCAACUGCUUGAUGGUUUACUAAAAUUAAGUAAGUUGUUUAAAAAAAUAUGCAAGUUGUGAUCCGAUCCAAUCAAGUACUAAGGUGUACACAGCUUUUCUUUUUAUGGGCCACACAUUUUGAGAAGAGAACAUUGAAGAAAGAGUAAAAUUAUUGGGAUCAAACGUUGAUUUGAGAAAAAGAGGUCUUAAAAUGAGGGAAUGAUGUUUCAAGAACUUAGCUCCUUCUAGGGUGCGGCCAUGUCUCUCACUCCACUCCCCCUCCCCCUCCCAGGAAAUUGCACCUCUGGGGCAUUCUGGGGCAUAUUUUUUGCCUUACCGGCCAUGAAUGGUCCCUUACCUGCAGAGCAAAAAUUUAGCAAGAACACUGGAUAAAAAUGGGUGUUAAUCACCUAUUAAAGUUGAGGGGCUGGUUAGGGGACGUGCCAAGUUUCCUAGAUUAUCUAGAAUGGUUCUCAAUAAAGGCAAAGUUCUUUGGAGCACAAAACAAGACAAUGAAUCUGUUAGGUCUGUUCCAGACACCUCACUUCACAUGAGCUGAAUCAAAUUCAAGUUCAGGCUGAACCAAUAAUUUAAGUAAUUUUAGGCUGGCUAAUUGAUUUAGAUGCCACUCUUUAUUAAUAUACAGUCAAAAUGAAUUAAAAAGGAAAAAAAAGCCUUUUUGUAAAAUAUGAUUAAAAAUUAUGCAUUUGGUUCAGCUCAUGUGUAGUUCAGCACCCGAAUCAAUGCUGGUCAACAGCCAGCAAUCCAGCAAUGUAUUUUCACAGUUGAUUACAUGUAUGUUUUCUUUCACUGUUCAGCCACAGCAGAGUUGGAACAAUAUGGUGAGGUAGAGAGCUUUCUUGGUCAGCAAGGAUCGUCACAACAGCAGGUCCAAACACCUUUUCGUAGCCAGAAAGAAUCCCCAGGGAUGUUGCAAGAAAGGAAUCAGAGUUCUCCAUUCUUCACAAUGUCUUCAUCUUCAUCUGGUGCACAUGAUGACUUCCUUUCACCAGCUCAAAAUGUAAUGAACACUUCUUCGGGAUACCAGACUCCCACUGCCAAUUUAACAGCUGUGGGACCUGGGACAUACACUCCAUCAAGAUCAUCAACUACUCCACCCCAGUCUUUUCCUCCAACAGCAGCCAGCUGGUCCCAGUCCCCUCCUCAGCCUGUAAGCAACUCACCCCAUACCCCGUCCUUUGGUUCCACUGUUUCACACCAAACCUCACCCCAGCCUGCGACCAGCUUGCCCCAGACUCUGCCCCAGCCUGUUGCCAGGGGGCCUCCCAGCACACCAAGCACAUCAAGUACUACACAAUCAACAGGGUCAUCUCAACCACAUACAUCUCCUCAACCUCUGUCUCAUUACAAUGUCCCCUCAUCUCAGCAAGUGCAAAGUGGGCCUGCACCUGUUCUUGAACCUGUCCAACCACACUGGUUCUACCGCAAGGGAGCUUCUGUGUGGGUACCAUUCUCUUUUAUAGACUCUGAGAACCUGGAGCAGGCAUUGAAAAGUUCUUCAGCAAGUGGAGACAGAAUCGUUGCCACUGAUGGUGGACGGUAUGAUGUCAACCUUGAUAAGAGGUUGCGCUACCCCCUUUAUUGGGAAGAAGCUGUAUCAGUAGUGCGAAGGUGCACUUGGUUUUGUAAAGGAGAUGGAGAGUCUAAGCUUGUUCCUUAUAUGGAAGACAUGGCAGCAAGGCUUGAGGUAAGGUAUACAGUACCAAGUCAUUGUUCAAUCUAGAAAUUAGUCAAAGUGGGUGAUAUGUCCCACAUGGCAUUUUAAAUUGGGUUAUUUCAAAAAGUGGUCUGGGUCAAACUAUGAUAUUGAAACUUUGCACAACUGACAUCAUCAAACUGACUUCUCCAGCUUCACUGCCAUCCUUAUCCAGCUCAACUUCAUGCUUUUCAGGUUCAACUGCCAUUCUCUUUUACGUUAAAAAUGAACUAAGCUUUUGUUGUUGUUUCAUAAUGAAUAAAGAAAAAGAACAAAUUCAACAAAUAAAGUGUGAAUUUAUCAGCAAAGCAACAUAUGCAAAACCUCGAAACGUACGCUCCAGUAUUUCUCUGUACAGCGUGAAAGGCCUGACACAAAAACUACUCAUAAGUGUGUAGUCUGAAAUGACAGUCAUUUGGCACACUUAUUUCAGGCUAGUAAGCAUAUCUUUUUAAUUUUCUUAAUAUUGACCACAUGUUUGGAAGUACUUGUAUAUGAGGUAACCUUUUUUGCAUCAGUAAGAUUCCACAAUAAUUUCAUUUUGACGAAUAUUCUGCAUCAUUGACACAAAAAUGUGGCCUAGAUUAAACACUGUCCAUUUCUAUUUCCGAUCUUGUCUAAAUAUGUUCUGUCAAUGACUACCAUGAUGAGAAAAGCUGUGAUCAUAAUGUCUUGAGCAAGGGAAAAAGAAAAAAAAUCUGAGUCCCUGACAGGAAUUGAACCUAUGACCUUCUGUGCACUGCUUAAAAAUUUAACAUCAUUGUAAGUUAUUUGUCACACACAUGAUGCUUUUGACAUUGCUGAUCCUUGCAGUAUACACAGGAUGCAUGUCAUACAUGAACCUUGUUUGUGGCCUAGCUUGCCACAAGUCCUUUGUAGCUCAGUGGUUGGAGCAUCCAACCAGUGUGUGGAGGGCCACAGCUUCAAUUGCUGUUGGGGAUUUAGAUUUUUUCUUUGUCCCGAACUCGUGACAUGACGAUCACAUCUUUUCUCAUUUCUUCAUCAAGCUUAAAAUUUACCUUCAUUCUUCAUUUAUCAAUUACCAUGAUUUUGAUAAUGAAAUGAUUCUUCUUGGUGUACCUGGGGGCAAGAGUGGUGUAGUAAUAGUGGUGAGAGCCCAGGAUGGACUUGAAGUUUGUUGUCCUUGUUCUCUCCCUCUUUUUGAAAGCAACAAAUUCAUGCCUAAAUUCCAGUUAGAUCUGGGACAUAGUAAGAAAAGAACUCCUCUGUGCAUCCACUAUCAGAAAAUCAUUUGUCAUCAUUAUCAUCUUAUUAUUGUUAUUAUAAUAAUGUUUUAAAUUAUCAUUCAAUGCUAAUUUUUCUUCGUUUUCAUUGGCUUAGAGCCUAACACAUGACCUGCAAAAAGCUGCCUACAAAUAAUGGUCUGCUCAUGGCCAAUGUCUUCCAUUUGUGUUCGACUGCAAAUAAUAUUUCGCCCAUGUGUAAAUGAAACCACCGUUUCUCCUUCUUGCGAUUGCUCUUGCGUGAAAAUGGCAGAUUUCUUUGCUUCCCAAAGAUAUUAAUUAUUAAAACUCGGUGAUCGAUUUAUAAAACAAUAAUAUAGAACUCAGUUAUUGCAAAAUAUCCUGAUUUGUCAGUGUAAUUAUUGAUCUGCUCGCCACUGACAAUCACAAUAUUUUGCUCAACCUAGUCCACUAAUAAUUGAUUGUUAAUUAUUCAAUAAUUAUUUUAUUCUGCGUUAAAGAUCCUCUUACAUCAUUAAUGAAGCUUGAUUGUAAUUGCAACCUGUCUUGCUUUUUUGUUGUAACACAAGUUUCAUGGUGGACUUACAUUGUGUUUAAUAUAGCAGUUUGCACUCUUUGAUCAUAAAUGAAAAUGCCUGGUAAAAUUUGUGUUACAGCAAGCAUUGUACUAUGCGAAUCAAGUUCUACAUUGUACUCAUCAGAAUGAUUCUUGCGGAGCUCUUACAACAAUGAGAACCUUGGGCUACACCUCCAGCAAAUGUUCAACAUGGCACAUCAAAAUUGCAUGGCAAGUUGCAAGGAAAAAAAAAAUUCGCUAUGGCAAUGCUUGACACGCAGUACCUUUCUAUCAAACUAUGUUUUGAUCCUUUUUCAGGCAGAUUUUCUUUUGGCUUCUCGUGAGAAUAAGUGGCCACGUAGAGUUGAAUUAUCUGCUGGAGAGUACAUUAUGAUGCAUAAUGCUAAUGUUAUGGUGCAUUUUGUGCCCAAUAAUGAGAAUGAAAACUGGAGUGGAGAGGACUCUGUAGCAAGGCCACGGGUUGUGAGACGAGGAAUAGCAGAUAUUGAAGACGAAAUUGAUGAUGGUGGGUGAUUAUUCGUAGCAUUUCCAUGUAUUUCAAUAAAUUGAGGGCUUACAGUUGAAACUUGAGAGGCAAUUUGUGGUUUUUUAAUUUUGCUUCGUGAAUUAAUGGCAUUAGUACUGAAAAACUUAGUAAAGAAAUUACUAUUGUUCUGAAUUGUUCUUACAUUGAACCCUUGAGAUUGCACAGUCUGCAAAUAAUCAUUACACCUCUUUCAAAACAAUCCAAGGAUUUUAAAAGUUUUCCAAAAAACCUACAUGUAGUAAAUGCCCAACAAAAACAGCAACAACAACAACAACAACAACAAAACAAACAAAAAAAAAACAGGGCCAAGAAGAGCAAAAGAAGUAGGGAGGAACGAAAGUGAAAGGUAAUUGGUGAGGGAGUCUAAAAGGCAGGGUUCUGCUUGAACUAUAUACAGCAUUUCAGUCAGUUUUCACUCUUUAGCCAGACAAUAAACAGGAAACGGGUCAACUAUAAUGUGGCUUCAAAAGACAUUUUUCAGCAAAAUUUCCUGUGUACAUGCAGUGGUGUCCAAAAAUGAAUUUAAUAGACAUGUACUUUUUUCGGUUUUGUUACUUUUGGGAAGUUGUUUUGGUUCUACUUUCCUAGUAUUUUUUUGUGAGAGUAGUUGGAGUCCAUGCUUGUACAAGCCAGAGGAAAUCCCCUGCUCUCAACCCCUGGCCUUCAGUGACAGCAUUGCAAUAACACAAUAAAUAAUUAAACAGUUUUGUGGUACAAUAAAUGAUUAUUUUGUUGCUAAUGCUCUUUUUUAGGAGAACCGGCUCAGAUUGAUCACCUAAUAUUUGUUGUUCAUGGGAUUGGUCCUAUUGCAGACUUGAACUUUAGGAGUAUUGUUGAAUGUGGUGAGUAUCUGAUACUCAGCUUAACUUAAUGCUUCAUUUGUCUUUUAUUUUGAGGCAGAUGUUAGUCACUCAAUUUUAGUGAACUAUUAGCCAUGAGAAAUUAGAUGUAUCCAACAUUAUUAUCAAGACUGAAGAAACAUUAAGUGUGAAAGUUGCUGCGAGAGGGAGGAAGGGCUGGGAGAAAACACUACACAGAAAUGGCAAGCAAGCAACAAGGCCUUAGCAAAUACCCUUUGUGAAGAACCGCAAGCAAGCAACUGCAUAAUUUAUACAAGUCACAAGGUGCCCCUGCUAAAAGCAUGGGGUCACCCCCAGCAUUGUUGGGAAAACUGCUGACCAGCCUUGCUUUGAGGUUAACUUUGCCUAAAUUACAUUUAGAUAGAUCUAAUUUUGCAAAAUGUUAAUGUGAGGUGAAGUUUGAUGGAAGAUAAUUUAAUUGUAAUAAGGGCCUUAAUUAUUAAGUUCCCUCUGUUGACUCCCGGCUUCCUCUCUCAAACCUUAUUCAAAGAUAUGAGGCAUCCUUUUUUAGGAAAUGCCACUCACCACAAAAUUGAUUAUACAAGUUCUAAUGGUGUUAACUAACCAUUUUCGUUAAGGCUGUUUAGCUGAAUACGUGGUGAGAACUCUAAAUGUUGAUCAUAGUUUUCUAGUACAGCAGCUGUACACACAACAUAGUUAUCAUCUAAUGAGGUGUUUUUAAGCCUGUCUGGUAAUGUUUCAUUCUGUUCCAGUUGAUGAUUUUCGUAGAAUGAGUCUCCAAAUGUUGGCUGACCACCAUGAUGAGUUAUCUAGGGGACGUGCCAUCGGCAGGGUGGAGUUCUUACCAGUACAGUGGCACUCUAGACUUCAUAAUGACUCAACAGGUGUAGAUAAGUAAGUCAAGUCAACCUAGUGAUAAGCCUUGAUAUUGCAUUCAUACUUUCUCAGCUCUGUUUCAAUCAGUGACUUUAGUAGCCUGUCACAGGCUCCAAGAUAGAAAUGCAGCGAUUAUGAAACCUGAAGUGAUGCGAAAAACAUGCUCUACAUAAUUAUCUUUGAGCUUGGCACAGGCAAUGUAUUUAGUGAAGUCAAAGAAAGAUUAAGUUUUUGUAAAAAUGAUAUAGAUUUAGCAAGGGUCAAAAGCGAAGUUCUCUUGGGAUUUUUUAGAAAAGUCUUUCUAUAGUAAUUCGACUUUUGACAUAAAUAAGAAACAAACUGAAAUGGACUUGAGCUUGCAAUCAAUUAGAAACAAUGAAUCAGAACUUGUGAGCGUAGAACUAUAAGAAGAAGAAGAAGAAGAAAAAACAAAAACAAAAAAACUCGUGACCUGAAUGAGUUUUAAACCUGAGCCGGCGAUACAGUCAUGUUAUACUGGUCAGCAGAUACACUGGUUUGAAAGCUGUCAAUUAACAUGGAUGUCUGAGUUAAACACAGAUUGUAUACCUUGGACUUCAAGCUAGUAAGCGUGAUAUUUCACAUCCGCUAACAUGAAGGGCAGACUUACGUACAUACGUAUGGGUGGACGAACGUACGGACGGACGAUUUUGGCGAAACCAAAAUUUCUUGGAUGGAUGGAUAAACAAAUUUCAUUACCCAUGGUGUUCCGCUACACGCGUGUACAAGACCCUCAUUAUAAAAAAAUCUAUUAAACGUUUUUUACAUUGAAAAUACUGCAAAUCGAGAGUACUGUUUCUGUAUUGAGCGAGACGGGUUUUAUUGUCAGACGAAGAAAUUAUGAUCGUUGCAGUAAUAGAUGGCAGGUAUUCGCCCUCAUGAAUUAAAUACCCUACAUUAACUGCAUAAAUUAGUUUACGGCGGUAUUCAUUUAAGAGUCCUUUUCUCAAUCAAAAGUCAAAGUUGCUAUUUGUACUUUACCUCUGUAGAAGACUUCAGUCCAUUUCUUUGGGAAGCAUACGGCGUCUUCGAGAGUUCACCAACAGUACCCUUUUGGACAUACUAUUUUACACUAGCCCAACAUACUGUCAAGUAAGUUUUAUCCACACGUACAGCUGUAAGGGUAGUUCUCAGUAGAACCUUGCUUCAACGGGUUUUUUUACCAAGUUUUGAUGAGGACCAUUGGAGAAAAUGCGUCUACACCGCCGAAAAGAGCGCCUUAACAUUUAAGUUUGGUUCUUAUGACUAAAAGUUCGACGUUAGAGGCUUUUUCGGGGUGCCCAUUAUUAUAAUUUUUGACGAGGGAAAGUUGCAUUUCAAAAUCUCACAGGCUUAGAACAAUAUUUAAGGGAGAUUUGUGUCAGUAAUUUAUUUUUCAAUGUGCAAAUGAUGAUACUCCGGCAUUAACUAGAAAUUCCGUUUUUCUUCUGGGACUUGUAAAUUUUGGAUCUUACUAAUUCAUAAUGUAAUUAUAUCAUAAAAAUUUCCCAAAUCCCCAUCUGUCAGCACAGGUAGCCCAAGCUGGAAAUACAGUGUCUGACCAUCUGCAUUGUUGCUAAACCUUCGAAAUAUUAGGGUUUGUAUGGGAGGAAAACGAUUGUUUCUGUUUCCUACAAAUGUGAAAGGAUUUAAAUAAAUUGGAAACCUCUCAGGAAAGAAGAAACAUUCAAUUUAAGUGAGGUCAGCCUAUUAGAUAUUGGAAUCCUUUCACAUUGUAGCUUACCGAAGCAGUAGUUUCUCCCCCAUAAAACUCCUUAUAUUUCGAAGGUUACGCAAGAUUGCCGAUAGUCAUAUGAGCUCGGGCUUCUUGUACUGUCAGUUACUUCAUUUGUAUAAUGCUAAAAGGGCGCUAACACUCUCUUCACGCAAAUUCCAGAAUGUCCAAUUCAUCUUUUCAUUACUUUCGUUUAACGUUUUCCCUUUCCGUGAACAGAACAUUGUUAACACAGUUGGCGAAGAAAUCAAGCGAUUGCUGGAAAUCUUCAAGAUAAGGAAUCCCAUGUUUAAUGGCAAAUAUUCAGUGUGUGGGCAUAGCUUAGGUAGGAAAUGGCAUUCUCUUAAUUUUCCUUUCUUUGUCGACUCUUUUGAUCUUAUCACUGGCAAAGGUAUUAAUGUUCUUUUAUUUUGGUCCAUUGACACUGUUGAGCAUCCACUGGCCGACAGAAUGGGCCAUUUUCGAGCUGCCCAAAGUUUUUGUUUCAAAGCGAGGUCAAGUGCGAAGCUAUUGCUAUGAAAAUGUUUAUUUAUUGUCAUGCGAACAAACCUCAUUUUUACAAGAAAGGUUUUGGACUUAACCUCGUUUUGGAAGUGAGAGUUUUGCAAACUGAGAAAUGACCUAAGGUGUUAAAAAAUGGCCUGCAAUAGUCCAUUUUCGAGUUCGUUAUGAUCGCUGAAUUAAAGAAGAAGUGAAGGCAUAUUUUUUACAGCCGUAGCCUCCAUCUGAAGUAAUAUAUUCACAAAAUCCAACGAGAAAAAGACCUGUUCAUACUACUACUACUACUACUCUGUCUAUUGUGUAUAUUCAAAUUUCAAACACUUACUUGCCAGAAUUUCUGAAUAUUUUACUUUACGUCGAGGCUAACCCUGUAUGAAUGUGUUGUUAAUGUUUGUAUUCAGCGGUAAUUUUUAAUUAGAAACUGGACUAUUCAAGCUUGUUGCGCGUUAUUGACUUUCUGAUUACUCAGUUCAUGUUUUAUUAACUCAACACCAUAUUAUCUAGAUAUACCAUCAUUUCUUUAAAAGUUUUUUGUUUUAUUUACUUUUUUGUCGCUGGUUUUUGGCCGAGGAAAAACUUCCAACAUGUUUGAUCUAAAAAUUACCAACAUGAAAUUUUGCAGGGAAAGAUUUUGUUUUGAGGUUGCUUUGUUGAUCACCCGUGUAGUAUUAACUCUUUCCAGUCGUUUCCAGUGCUCCCGUUUGAAGUUGCAUUAUAAGACUGGCUGACCCAGAUUCCCAGAGAAAAAUUCUGGUACACUACCCACGCCUUCUUUUAAAGCAUUCCAUGCUGCCAUGUAACGAGUUGGAGCUUUGGUAGUACAAUUAUCGCAUUUUUCUCAUGCUUUAGGGGCACCGAACGACAUUUUCCUUUUAAAUACAUCAAAAACGCUUUUUAGAUUUUUAGGCUAUCCAAAGCUUUUAGAUCUCUAUAUGCAUUCUAAGCAGGGCUAUAAAAUUUGUAUCUGUCCGGUCAUCCUAGGACAACUUGAGCCUUUCUGAAUUGACAAGCGCUUAAGCAUUAUUUCCCGGAAAAUUAUAGAUGCAAUUUAUAACUUAACGAAGAUGAGAAAGUUUCUCCAUCACAUUUUCGUAUCCGAAAUUUUAAGUUUCCUUUUUGUACGAGUAAUAGGUAAACGUCAUCUAUAAAAUUCAACUUUAGAAAAUAGCAGGGGAUUUCUUAGAUAAGUCUCGAAAGUCGUACAUGAAUGAAACGAUUAUCUAGAAACUUUUAGCCUUCCUGAACCUAUAGAAAAUUCUAGGCAGAAAUUGCUUCUUCGAACAGAUAUUUUGCAGAAAAUGGUUCUUGGGUGCCCCUUAUACUUUGAUCAGUCUGAGAAUCAAACAGUUGUGUAAUAAUUUUGCUUUUCAGGUUCAAGCAUUCUCUUUGACAUACUCCUUCAUCAGGUAUUUGUAAUUUAGGGAAAUUUUAAAAAUAUACCAGUUAAGGUGUUUCGAUACAGUUUUCUCGAGGCCAUACCGAUAUUUUUCAAUCGCCUUAAAACUGAUUUUAUCCUUGUCCGAUCGCUAUAAAAUUUUCACCAGUGAUUGGCUAUGAAUUGAAGUUUGUCAAAAUGCAGUUUUUAGUAAAAUCGACAUCACUAUGACAACAAUAAACAAAAAACUUUGAAAUUGAUAAAAGCCGAAUAUUGCGCGAUCUAGACCUGCUACUGAAAAUCCGACACCAGGAACCUUAAGUGUGGUGUUUGGCAAAUAACCCCUUGAGAAGUAAAAAAUUCUGUGUGUUUGAAUUCAAAUAAAACGUAAAUAUAUUUCAAACCUUAUAUUUUCAAUAGUCGUGUUAAAUUGUGUAAUAAAAAAGUUCUGAAUGACUCAAAUUAAUCUCAAGUAACGCGAGAGUGGUGCUUAAUAUCAUAUUUCAAUGCUAGGAAAUUUUGGGAUAUUUUUUUUCUUGCGAUCCUGAAAACUAACCUGUUUUCUCACCUCCUGUCUAAGUGCAACUUCAUUCUAAAUUUUUACUUUUAGCGCUUUUCUGUAUAUCUCUGGAACGGCUCGACAGAAUUCUUUUCAAACCUCAUCACAUAAUCUUCACGAAACGAAAUUUGCCGCCUUUUGAGUGAAAAGGCCUCAAAAGGCCAUAGUUAAUUGAGUGGAAUGGUUAUGAAACCCGUCAGACUCCUUUGUUAUAUGUUUUUGUGGACCUGAAAGUGCACAACGUUCAAAAGAAUUCCUAUCAUUUUGAUUGUAUUGACCAAUAAAAACGUUGCAUUAAUUUAUUCCGUAACAAUUUGCCAACAGAAAACAAAGGAUUGUGCACUUUCACGGUACUUCCAACAUAAACUGCAGCACUGUUGUUUUUAUCAUUGAUGUUUGCCGCUUUUCAUAACCAGUCUCCUCUAAGACCCUGUUUACAUGGAGUGGGGGACCCCGGUCUAGUGGGGUAAGUUUCUUUUGUUUUGUGUACCCCAGAGCGUGAAAACAAAAGAAACCAACCCCACUAGACCGGGGUCCCCCACUCCAUGUAAACAGGCCCUAAUAACUAUGCAAAAGGCAGGUUUCUUGGGCCCUAUAAGCUCCAAAAUGACAGUAACGAAGGAAAAGGAAAGGAGAAAAAGAGGGAGCGAGGAGAGGGAAAGGAAGAGAAGAGAGAAAAAAAAGCAAUGGCUUCACUCUUAGUUUUAUAAUAGCUACUUUGGAGAUUUUUGGCCGUAAAUAAACUGUUGGACACAAAAGGUCGUUUUCGCGGUAACGUUUUCAAUAAUCCGGCUAGAUAUAGUAAUUUCUGAAACUAUCAUUAAUAUAAGGUUGAUUCACUGAAACUAAAAUUUCAUUAAUAUUAGGUUGAUUCUCUGCAACACCCGUGAAAAUUUCAAGACAACGAACCAAAAUGAUAGCCGUUGUGCACGGUCCAGCCGGGUUUCCCAAAAAACUCCAAGACGAACUUAAAAAAUUAUUAAAAAGGAGCUGUGUCACAGCAUUUAGCAAAUCAAAGUGGGUACUAUCACCAAAUUGGGUGAGACAUAAAGAUAACCAUUCAAAGCGUUAAAAGAAGGUGUUAUUAACACAGCAAAUAAAGAAGGAGGCACGGAUGGACAAACCUGAAGGAUUGAGACUGUGGUUUUUGAAAACUUGUUUGCCUAACAGGUUGUCAAAUCUUGUUUGUAACGUUUGAAAUAAUGCUUGAGAGACGUAUUUGUUUGACGAGGAGCUGUGACUUUUUCAUUCACGAGUAAUUUCUCAAUUUUCAUGGCGAGUAAGGACAUGUCAUUGGCAUUAUUAAUGAAAUGAACUAGACAGCGAUGACAGAUAACCGUUCAUUUCACGCUGGUUACUUAGCCCCCCAUCAUCGGGCCUUUUAGCGUGCUUCAAAUGUAGUAUUCCUCGUUCUAUAAGCCAGAAAGUAAAACAAGCGCCCUUCAAAUGUAAUAUUCCUCGUUCUUUAAGCCAUAAACCAAAACAAGCGCGCUUUAAAUGUAAUAUUCCUCCUUCUAUAAGCCAGAAAUCAAAACAAGCGCGCUUCAAAGUUAAUAUUGCUCGUUCUAGAAAAGGCAGCUAGGUAACCGGGGCGAAAUGACUCGGGGACAAAAUUACCAAUAACCCCGUGACACGUCCUCUUCAAGUUACUUAGUACCACAUUCCUUGUUCUAUGGCUCUGUAAUAUGUCUUAGGCGUUUCCUUAAAGCUUUUUGUUUCAUUUGUUUCUUUUCUUUUUUUUACUUUAGAAGGACCAGCGAGGUGGAAGCCCUCCAACUAAGAAUAAUGUAGUAGAACAAGCAAGGUAUGCUCUCUUCCUCUUGCCGUUUAUCUAUCUCUUGUUACUAUACUUGCUAAAUAAUUCUAGUUAAACAAUUCUGACACUCACACGAUCAUAAAAUAUUAUUUUGCCCUAGAGUCAAGGAGUUAGAGUAGAUAUGGGAAUUGCAAGAGUGCCCAUCUGCCAGAGGAGCCUUUCUUUGGUUUGCUCGUUUUUGUCGUACUCGAGAAAGACUCUGCAUAAAUCGCGUUAAACUGCGUUAGACCUUUGUUGAGCACGCACGGCAUGUUACUAGGAGAUAGUUUCGAACCCUGCAGGCCCAAUAACCGUGUGCUCGCACGGCGGGCUCGGUUAUGGCCAUCGGUUUAUCAAUAAACGGAUGCUUGCACUCGAAAAGCCAGUUUGACGAGAGAGAACAAGAUUGACUAGUCAAGAAGGUUUGACGUGAUUCAGGCAGAGGCUCCCCUUCUCGUCCUCACUCAACAAGAGGAAAGGAGGCUCUUUUCGUAGGGUGCUAGAGUACUUACGACCCCUUGAAAAUAAACCAUCAGAAUCAUAACCGGAGUAGCAUGGCGUAUUAAAUUGGUUUCGUCCACAGACUCUAACCGUUGGAGUCUAACGGUUAGAACUACAUACUAAAUAUAUACAGACUGAAAUAAAUAGUACCAUGUGAAAGUACUGCUGAAGCGGUUUCAUUUGAAUGGUAACACCAUAGGAUUUCGUCCACAGACUCACAAAUUAUAACUACGUACUAAAUAAAUAGUACCAUGUGAUAUUACUGCUGAAGAGGUUUCAUUCAUACUAACACCAUGGGAUUUCGUCCACUGCGGUGACCAAUAAUCUAGCUUUAACGUGACCUUGGAAUCAAGGGGUUAUUCGUUACUGCCGGUUUUUGUUUGCUGAUAAUGGUCCGUCAUAAAUCCAAUCUUCUAAAUGAAGUGGAUGAAAGCGUCAGCUUACUAUUUACCUAGUUAAUGGCUUAGAUUAUUCAAUCAUAUAUACCUACUAAUAGAACACUUCAAUUCAGUAUGAUGGCGCGUCGAGCGAGUCCUAGCUCUGGAGAAAACAAAAAACAAAAAUCAUUAAAUAGAGGAUAUUACAUGCCCGCGCGGAGAUACGAAAUUCCUCUUUAAGUGUUGAAAAAUAUUUUUUCAACACGAGAAGAGAAAUUUCGUAUCUCCAAGCGGCCUUGUAAUGUUCUAUUUAUUAUAUAAACACCAAAGAAAUACCAAACCAUUUCACUUUCCUUCUUUGUGUUCUUAACGACAGAGGGUUGUCCAAUACUGUCAACUAGACUCUAGUCGUAUCCCUUAGCUCUCCACUGGAAAAUCAGAGGUCUAGUGGUGAAAAGUCCUACCAAGUGGAGGUGAUCCAGUGGAACCGAUUAGAUUCCAGUGGAGAAGUACAUUUUCUAUUCGUGACAAGACGCGCUAUUAUGCUGAGUUUUAAUUUAGUAAUAGCAAAAGUAGUUUUUUAUGUACUACAUGACAAAUUUCUGCAAUUUGAUUGGCUUUGAGCAGUGGUAUUUCAGGUUAAUUUGAAAUACCUACAUGUGAAAAUUACAAGCCUUUUGCGAGAAGUAGUAUAAACAAAUAAUAGCAUGAUUUGUACGUGAUAUUUGGCAUAAAUACCACUCUUGAUAUUUCAAAAUUGUCUGAAAUUUCACUCACCUAAUGGCUCGUGAAGUUACGUAGAACAAUUUUGAAAGAAAUAUCACUCGUGGUAUUUAUACCAAAUAUCACUACAAAUCAUGCUAUUACCUAUACUAACUUUACAUAACUGAAAUUUGUGCUAGGUUAUAACUAUGUAAUACAAGAGAAAAAAAAGUGCGAGCUGGGUAGCUAAAUAAACUGUUAGAUUUUCUAGUUAGCUCCCCAUCGAAAGUGGCCUAUUUAAAGAUGAACAUGGUAAGGAUUUAUUAAGAUUGAUACCUUUUCUUUUUAGUGAAAUAUCGUCCCUUAAGGAUAGCCCUGGUAAAAGUGACAUUCCAAAAGAGUUAGAAAAUAAUUCCGAUGAAGAUGAUGAUGAUGAGUCGUACCCAGCCCUUUCAGACGCGCUAACACAGCUUGGUCUUCCUGAAUACGUUGACUUGUUUGAAUCAGAAGAAAUGGACAUGGAGACUUUUGUAAGUUUGUCCCUUAUGGUGAAAUUUGUGUGGGGUUUCUCGCACCUCUCUCGUACUGAGGAGUUCCCAAAUAAAUUUGAUACACACUUUUCAAACUUUUGAUACGUACUUCUCAUUCAUGGAGAGAGGACAAUAACCUGCGACCAGUCGUUUUCUUUUUUUUCCGGGAAAAAGAACUUUUCCCCUCGUCUCCCAAACAGGAGGGAGGAAGGACCACCUGACUGUAGGUUAAGAAGACAAUAGACGUGAGUACUUGACGGCGAUUUGGAUGUCGCAUCUAAAUUACUAAAUUACUUAAAUUACUAAAUUACAAAGGCUCCGCCCUGAGGUCCAAUCCCUCAGACUUUUAUAUACUUGUCUAUUUUUGACAGGAGGGUACCCUUUUUGUUUUUUGUCUAUUGACAAGUGGUACCCCGUUUAGAGCUUUGCAUCCCUUUCAACUGUCAUAAAUUGACUGUUUUUAAAAUAUGUCGAAAUCACAAAACCAGAACGUAUUUUCGAUUUUUUCACAGCCGUAAAAUGCGUCUGUUAGCCUUUUGGGCCUUUUUACAGACCGAAAUGACAGAUUUUCCCACCCUUUCCCGGCUUUCCGCAUACAUGUAUACCUGGUACCCCUUUCGGGCAGGACCUCUCAUAUAGGCAGUAAGAGUGAGUAUCCCCCAGGCUAGGUUAUGGUGCCGGCGUGAAACACCGGGUGUCGUGUUUGAUUUACUGGUGAACUUUCUCAAUAGGAAUGCAGAGGAAAGACGGCAAAAGCUUGUGUUAUAAGCGUGACAAACUUCACCUGUCAUUUAAACAUAUCUUUUUGUAAAAGACCAGAACACAGUAAUGUUAGUUGAGGAUCGCGGCAAAACCCGCAAGUAAUAGCCUUGUCACGUUUGUCACGCCCAAACGGUUUUCCGUCACUGUUGUGUCUGCCUUCCUGUUGCUUAAGCUCUCUAUAACUUGAUAGGACUGUUUAUCUUUUAUUUAUUUAUGUGAUACCUUUACAUCGUAUUGCAGACACGUUUUAAAUUUUUCGUUGUUUUUGUUUCUGUUAGCUACUGUGUGGCGAGGAAGAUAUGAAGGAAAUGGGAAUUCCUAUGGGACCAAGAAAGAAACUAAUGGGAUACUUGAGGAAUCAAAAACUAAAUAUGGUUUGUUGUUCUUAUGUUAAUAUUUUAGCGGAUAAAUGUUGAUCACUUUUACGGAUUAUGAGAAUUUUAAGGUGUGUCAUUUAUUUGAAAUGACACUUUAAAAAUUCAAACCCCAAGGGCGGUUUACACUAAUUAAUGACAAAUAAACGGUAUUGGCCAAAUUCCAUUCAAAACGACGCGGAAGUUACAGUGAAGUUAGUUAUAAAUUUUCCUGCCCAUGGACUCCUCGAAAAAGUCGGACGACAACCGUUUCAUAGAGACUCGGCGGACAAGUUUUUAUUAUUCAUUCGAAAUACUUCUUCGUUUUCGAUCGGUAUAAAGUUCUGCGGCUAAUUCUUCAUGUCCAAAAUUUGAAACACUAAAUGACUGCCGAUAUCAUUAUAUUUACGUCAAUCGCAUUGAUAUCGAAAGAAAAGGGGACUUACGGUGCGGUGGCUCAGCUGUUUUGGUAGGGAGAGCGGGAGAAAAUGGCGGGAGAUCUCACACCCUAUGCAAAGACGAGACAACCGAACUACUGCCUUAUAAACUGCAAGAAUAGACAAAAAUGCUAACACUCGAUGGAUAAUAUGCUGGAAUUGCCGGGUAAGAAUCAAAUGUUUUGAAGACAGGGACGUAACGUAGAGGUAAGCAUGUUUUAAACUUGGAAAUAUUUUGAAUGAAUAAUUAAACAAUCAACAAUACUGACCAAUUAUUGGAUUUGGCGUUCGUAUGAUAUGAAGAAUUAUGCAGACUUUACAGGGUGUUUUCCACCAAGGCCUUUAGUACUUCAUACUCAUCUUCAUUCAAUUAUUGGUACUUUACAUACUUUACAUGAAACGUUAUAAGGGGUUGUGUCAUGGCUGGCGAGUUCAUCUCUUUAAUGCCAAAUACGCGAAAUUAUUCGCUAUGCAACUUGAGAAAUUACUCGUGAAUGACAAAACCACAGCUUUGUGUCAAACAAAUACCGUAUUUAUUCGAUUAACCGCCCUGGGCGCUUAUUAAAGUUUUGGACCUUGAGAGUGGGCGCUAAUUCGAGGUGGGCGCUUAUUAAAUUUUCACCAUUUUCAUCAAGUGUAGUAUGUUUAUUUUGCAACAAAGCAAUAAAUGGUAAAAACAAAACGCGAAGAUGUAACAAAGCAAGGUAUCUGUAAAAUACUCUGGAAAAAAAAACCUCCGUCUUCGAGAGGGUCUCUUAUUAUCUCUUAUUUGUGUUUGAGGGGGAGGAGGUGGGCGCUUAUUCGAGGUUGGGCGCCUAUUAACUUUUUCUGCCUUUAGGAUGGGCGCUUAGUCGAGGUGGGCGCUAGAGAAAAUGCCUUGAUGUUUUAUUAAAUUCUCUCAACUAAUUCUUAAAAGGAAAUGUAUGGAGAUCAGUUUGGAGAAUUUAUAUGUGGAUACUGGGGCUUAAAGGGUCAAGCAUUCACAUUUUUUUUUACUUUUAGGGAGUAAAUUGCUGCUCUCUAGGAGCACCAGUUUAUUUAUUCCACUCUUGUUCCACUCGCAGGAAAAAAGGAAACUCGAAAGAGAAGAGAGAAAAAAGGCGAGAGAUGAGGCAAGAGCUAAAGCGAAAGCCGAAAACCAAGAGGCAAAAAUCACAAAUAGGGAAGAACACGAUAGUUCUGGCACAGACCAAGGAGUGGCCAAGUCAUUGUCUUUGGCAUCUGUUGCAAGUGUUGAGGUGGUCUAUCAACAAGGACUCGCAGGAACAGGCCAACCUUAUGUAGAGUACCCACAACUGGGUCUUAGCUUUUAUGCUUUGUUUGCUCUCGGGUCACCUAUAGGAAUGUUUUUAACUGUACGGUAAGUGAAAUGACCAAUCGUUGAAUUUCAUAUAUUGGAACUGCGGAGAAAAGCAUCGCAGUUUGAGACGCACGUUAUGCAGUUUCGAAAAGAAAUCUCUUGAAAAUAUUCACGCCUGCCGGGAUUCUAGCCCCGACCUCCGCGAUACCGGUGCAACGCUCUAACCAAAUGGGCUUGCAAGCAAGCCAGGAGCUGGUAAUUAAAUUGGUUUAUAAUAUACCCGGGAAACAUAAAGAUGAAAUGAGGAAUAAAUGAAUUUUCCAGUAUUGGAACUGCGGGAUGAAGAAGGAAAUGCAAAGCAAUUUAGGGCCUGUUUACAUGGAGGUGGGGAACCCCAGACAGGUGAGAUAACAUGUGGCGGGUCAACCCACUUAUCAUGUAAACGUGUUCAAAAAUGAGACAUUAUAUGGACAGGCGGGUUACCUUACCUACCCGGGGUCCCUUCCCGGGGGGGGGUACUGCCAUAUAUGGGCUAUAUAGGUAUGUGCCGCUGUGAAGGGUAUGGUUUUCAAGCAGUUUACUCUAGGAUAGGGUACAUAAAUCAGAGCGUUUGGGUCUAGAAUAGGGUAUCAUUUUUCAAGAAACUGAUCAGUUGUUUGAAGAUUUUAUCUAGACUGGGGAAACAGCUACUCUAGGAUAGGGGGAUUUGGGGAGUUUACUCUAGUAUAGGGUAGCAAAACUCAGCUGAACUAGCUCUGGUAUAGGUUAAGGGUUCCAGGGUCCCAGCGGCACAUCCCCCCCCAGAAAUUCCUAAAGUGCCCCCCCCCCCCGGGGGUCCCUUACCUCCAUGUAAGCAGGCCCUUAAUGACCAGCUCUCAGUUGGCUUGCUAUAUUUAGCUCAAUUGGGUACGAGUGCUGCACCGGUAUCGCAGAGAGCAGGGUUCAAAUCCCGGCAAGCCUGAAUUUUUCAGGCUUUCUUUUCGCAACAUCGUAAGUUGCGUCUUCAACUGCGAUGACCUUUUCAGUGAUUUUGUGACAAAUAGUUAUGGUGAGUCCUUCAUGGGACUCAUCUUGUGAACAAACAUUGAAUCCCACUCCAGAAUCAUUGAGUCCCAGUUCAAAAAAACAAUGGGGCCAUUUGUACGAGGAAAAAUAAGACGCGUCUUACGUAAGACGCAUCGUAAGUAAGACGCGAACUGUACCAUUUAUACGAGCAUGUCUUAUCUAAGACGAGAACAGCUCGUACAAAUGGUUCGCGUCUUAUUUCUGUUCUUGACUCGUUUUCAUGUGAAUGUUGCCCGUAGCAACGGCAAUCCAACGUGGCGCGUCAAAAAUUAACGCAUGCGUACUAUGCGUUCACGUCUUAUGUAAGACGCGAAGGUCAUUUAUACGACGUUUUUCUCGUCUUAGCUAAGACGCGUUCUAUCUAAGAACAGGUGUUAAUGGCUGUUCUAAAAUAAGACGCAUCUUAGCUAAGCCGCGUCUUAUUUUAGACGUAAUGUGCCGUUUAUACGGAAAGUUUGCGUCUUAUUUUUCCUCGUAUAAAUGGCCCAAAUGAGUCCUCAGUAAAUUGAAAAUGCUUGGGCCUUUAUGUGACCAGACAGAUAAAAGAUAUUCUUUUGUAAAGCACAACGAAGACUAUUAAAAAAGAAAUAUGCGUCGUUAAAAAGCAGCCACAAGAACAGCCGCAGAAAUCACACGAACAGGAUAUUCUACAAAAAAAUCUUCAGACCGAUCGAUCUUUUCGUCCUACUGGACGCGUGCCAUGAACCUUUGUGCGUCUUUGUGGAUUUUUAUGCGUCAGGGACGCAGGACGCAGAGGUAACAAAAUCACUGCCUUUUCUUUGUACUUAUUUCAUUCAAAUUUCAACAUGAAGCUGAAUGAGCCCUACAUACUUUAUUUCCGUUUAUUUUGAUCCUCUAUUUCUUUUUUUUGGACUGAUGGACGUUUGUUUACACAGAGGUGUCGAUGAAAUUGGCCUGGACUUCCAGCUACCAACUUGCCCUCGUCUUUUCAACAUUUUUCAUCCAUUUGACCCUGUGGUAAGUCAGUUCAAAGGUCACGUCUGCUUCAGACGCAUACAGCACGUCUGAAUUUCGUCGUCGGAAAAAAACGUCGAUCUUCACAUGCGACGAACUAAACUAAGAAAUUAAAAAUUUGUAUAAUAAUGUAUAGUUAGCCGCGUUCGGGAGAAAAUUUAUUAAAAUUGCUUUUUGGUCUGAUUCAUGUGAUUGGUUCGACGUCUGACCCAACAGACGAUCUUAACUUAAUUUAGGUCGACCCAAAUUGAGUCUUGUUCGUCUCAUGAAAAGCCGCCGUUGGGCCUAGGCCUUAACGGAGCAGAUACUGCUCUCCUAUAUUUACGCUUACCAUAAAUAAUCUAGUUAACUUCCCCUCUACGAUGUUAAAUUUGGAUUAUACGCCCCUCUCUCUGUUGCGUCACUUGUAACAAGGCGUCAGAAUUUGACGAGGAAAGAAUUUAAACGUAUCCUAGAAUCAGAAGCACAUCCGUGCAAACGUUUUUUAGACAAGCCAGUGGAUCAUGGCCAUAAUCUAAGAUCUUGUGCCUACGUGCUUAAAAUUUACUUUCGCAAAUGAAAUAGAAGCAAUGUAUGAAAGGUCGCUCGUAUAAGCGUAAAAGUAGACUCUCGCUCACCUUUUAUCUUGCCUCUAUUUUAUUUACGUGAUGAAAAUUUACGCGCGUUAGAGCGGUUUUCAUUUGAGUGUCGAAAGGUAAUUGGUUUUGCGUUUACUACGCUACGUGAUUGGCUUAAAAGAUUCGCGCCACUUUUUUAUCCAAUCAGAAGGAAAACCAAAACCAAUUGUGUCACGCUCGCAUGCAUUUUCCCGCGCUUUGCGUCAGCUACAUGUAAUUACUUCGAGUUUUAAUUGGUUCACUGUAUUGUCUGUGUCCUUUGUGAUUGGCUAGAGUAAUUACUUUGGUUUUGGUUUUACGAUACUCAAAUGAAAACCGCUCUAACGUGCGUAGCCAAAAACGCUUCAGUAGAAAUCAACCUUUAGACCCCUAGAAUUAAAUAAACGCCGCGUCUAUAAGAUCAUUUACGGUAUGUAGCAAAGGCUAAACAAUUUAAAUCGUCGUCUACUGUUUUUUUUAAAAAAAAGUGAGGUUUGAGGUGGGGAGGGGGCUUUCAGUAUGAGUCGGGUGGAGUUUAUUACGAAAAUAGGUCACUUACUAUUUACUCGAGUGUCUUUUUGAAUAUGAUCUAUCUUAAUUGUUUCAGGCAUACCGAAUUGAACCACUUGUAAACCCGUCUUCCCACUGCAGUCCUGUUCUGAUGCCACAUCACAAGGGAAGGAAGCGAAUGCAUAUUGGUAAUGGUAUUAGAGAAUUAAAUUGAAGAGCGGCUCCGUGAAAUUAGGAGCUUAAUCAACCACAACGACGACUACGACGACAACGCCAACGUCGAAAAAACAAAACAAAAAAAACAAAAACAAAAACAAACAGUUGGUUUUAUAAGCAAGACAACAUUUCUGCACAUGUUUUUUAGUACAUUUCUUUGACGUCCACUGUACGACUACGACGUGAAACCUCCUAAUGCAACGUUUUAUGGAGGACGUGAACUCACGAAGACGAAAUUUUUCUUUAUCUUUUUAAACCUGGAUAAAGGCCUUUUACUAGAAUCCAACUCAAAGAAAAAUGGCCUACAUUUGACAAAUUGAGCAGGUCCAAAUAGCCGCGAUAAAGAUUGAGAGGACGCAAAUUCGUUUGUUUCACUGCCACCGCUGUCGUUGUAGCUUCAGCUCUCUAUUAUCAACUAGAGGUGGAAAAAUGGCUCGAAAUUUGCUUGAUUUUCACCCAUUUUAGGCAUUUAGGCAAUGUUAUGAAUUAAAUCGGCUGCCAAUAGCAACGCGUCCCUUAAACUCACUGUAGGGUUGGUUUAAAAGCGAGCGCGAGAUUUAAAAUUCGGUUUUUCUAGCAGUCGAGUAGAAGUUAAGAUUUGCGACUAGAACUGAAAACGGUGAGAAGAUUCACCCUAGUGUAAGUAGAUGCUUUUCGAGAUCUAUUCAUCUUUUGAGCAAAUUUCUGAUUGGGAUAUUUGACUUUUCUUUUUAGCCAAUCAGUCUAUCUAUUUAUAUGCUUGUAACCCAUGCUGAAGAGAAAAGGAAGCGAGCCCGAUUUCGACGCGUGAAUAAAGUUGAAUUGUUAGAUAACUGAAAUCCGAGUAAUGAGUUCAUAAGAGCCGCGAACUGACGACAACAGGCAAGAAAAAAUUUGGUUUGAAAAAUAUUCUUCAAUCAGUCGGACUUAAUGUUCGAGUAGAGGUCAUUUUUUUACCAUUUCCACGUCUUGUUGAUUACACGGAGUCGCUCUUGAGCAGUUAUUGCAUUAGAAGGUAAUGUCGCGGCUUAAAAUAUUUAUUUGAGGGGAGGACUUUGACGGAAAGAGUGAUCAAGGGCGUAACGUAAGCCUGCUGGGCAGAAAUGUGUAUUACAAUUUAGUUUAAUUUGUGAAAAUAAAUAGACAAUCACACUUCAACUCCAAAAUAAAAUUGAAAGAAAAAAAAAAUUAAAUGGUCUAUAAAUUUAGUAUGAAAGUGUGUGAAUUUAGAAGUAUUGACUGCUUAUUGUAAAAAGAGACACAUCGUCAAAAAACCCUGCAAUUUGCUUUUAGUUUUGUUGUAUGUAACUGCUCUAUUCCAUUGAAAGCAACCUGAAAACAAGAGCUUAUUAUUCCUUUCUAUCUACGAUUCUGGAUUAAGCGAUUCGACAGAAUUAAAUUUUAGUAACUGUUAUGUGAUAUCCCCCUCUUUCAGAGCUGCGAGAAAAUCUGAGUAGACUGGGAGCCAAUCUUAAGCAAAGUCUCCUUGAGUCGGCGCGUAAGACAUGGGAGUCGAUCAAUGAGUUUGCACGAGCUCAUUCAUCGCAGGGCUCGGAUGUAAAAGACGCAGCCGUCGAGGAGGCUACCGAGGUGAAAGGUAACCAUAGCAACUGUAGAGGCUUCUUUAAAGGGGCAGCGUCACCACGAGGAAGUGUUUGCAACCGUGGCAACAGUGAAAACAUCGCUGAAGCAUUUGAAAUGCUACUCCUGUUCUGUUAAGAGGACAGUCCUUUACAAUUGAAAUGAAACUAUUUACUUUGUCUUUCGGCGCGAAAAAGGAAAGAAAAGGAAAAAGACAAUCAAAACUCAAAAGGAUUGUGAAAGGUGACAAAUUGCCUUUUCACCGAUUCACUUGAAAACGUGGUAUUGUACGUGCUGGUUUUGAAAGAAGAAAAAAGUAUUCGCUUCAACUUUUUUUCCCCAGUGGCAUUCCGCUUAUUUUUAGCCAAAUUAUCCUGUAGCCCGUCAAUUCCAAUGGUUUGUAUCCCUGACAAAUGAAAAUUACUACUGAUGACAUCUCCUCAUGAGUUUUAUAGUUACCUCCUUUAAACGUUGGAACGUUUUCUUAUAUAUGUUCCUCGACAAAUCUCUGUUGGCAUAAAAAAGUCACUCGCAUUUUUUUGAUAUUUGAUUUAUUGUGAAACUUACAAAACCGUGAACACGAGAAAUAUUUAGGAAAUGUUAUUGUGUUGCGGGAAAUUAGCCAAUAAGGCGCGAGAUAACUAAACCGCAAACAGCAACGGUAAUUAGUUUGUGGUUUUGAGGUUAGCUUGCGUAUCCUAAACUUUAUUGUAAUUGGGCAGUACACAAUCAACAUUCCUGAAAUUUUUCAGGUGUUCACGGUUUUUGGAGCUUGACAGUAAGAUACCUUAUUACGCGGGAAAAGGGUCAGUCCUUGCUUUAUAGUAACCGUAUGAUUGGUUUUUGUUCUUUUUUCCUCACUAGAGUCUCCCUCAGUUCCUCCUGCUGAACCAGACAAAGUGGGCCGCCUAAAUGGCGGUCAACGGAUUGACUACGUACUUCAAGAAAAACCAAUUGAAAGUUUGAAUGAAUAUUUGUUUGCACUCAGCAGUCACGUUUGCUAUUGGUAGGUCGCGAUACAAUCCUUUACAUACAUACAUAUACAUACAUAUCCUUUAUUUAAACACGAUAUGGUUUAUAGCUCAAAGCUUGUUGGGACUAUAUCAAUUGUCAAACAGCCUUCACUAGAACUGCUAAUUAUAAUCAAAACCUUUAAGCUUUUAGGCUUUUCCGAAAAACAACAUAAAACUGUACAAGCUUAGUAAAGCCUGAUUAAUGUAUUAGUGAAUUAAUGAAUGAGGCUGAAAACUUUUGAAGAAUUAUGGAGAUCGAGGAGGGUGUUAUCCGUCGAGGCCGUAGGAGAUCUCCAUAAUUCUUCAUAUGAUAUGAAAGCCGAAUUCAAUAAUUUUUUAUUAUUCAUUCAAAAUAAUUCCUUGCUUAAACAUGCUUACCUCCAUCGAUCCAUCGAUGUUAAGUACAUCUUCGAUAGUGCAUGUUUAGGGUUGUUCAGCUCCGCAAAUAUUUUCCAAAUAGAAGAUGUCGCCCUUCGAGUUGUCUUCUUGCUGUUCUUGCCAUGUUUUUAGCCAUUAUUUCGCCUAGUUCUUACUCUUAAAACGAGUGAAAUGUCCGCCGUUUUUGUUGUCACAACCAAAACAACUGAACCUCGUCCCCAGGCUUUCUCUGUUAACGGUGCAUUAACCUGCAAGAAUGCUGCACUUUUGACGUCAUCGGUUCAUUAAACGCAAAAUUUCUUCCAAAUUUGGUCAUCAGUAGCUGGUUAUGAUGAAUUAUGCGUGUGCUUUUAGCCAAUCAGAAUCGGGGAACUAUUUUGAAUGAAUAGUAAUAAUAAUUAAACGUCCCUGUUGGCAAAUAACACAUUGUCUUUCUAACAGAUUCAGCACUCUGACAUGUUAAAAAUUCUCAAGUUUUUUUUUUUCUUUUUUUGCAGGGUCUCGGAAGAUACUGCUCUUUUCCUGUUAAAGGAAAUCUACAGAGAUUAAUUAAGUAAGAGAUUAAUUAAGUAUGUAAUUAAUUAAAUCAGUCAAGUGGACAUUGCUUUUACUCCCAAAUAGGAAUGCUCCUCAUUUAGUCAAAUUUCUAUUUUUUGUUUCCAUGGAUGACAGCAAAAAUUGUAAAUAUUAGUAAAAAAGAAACCAGUUAUAUUUCCGUUUGAAGCAAUACUUUUUAUGCGCUGUGGCUUGUUAUUUUUGCCAAAUGAAAUUUGGGUUUUUAUGAACGUUUUUAGACGGAAGCGUUGUUUGGGAGUGAGCUAAAUACCAGUGUUAUAUCAAUGUCCGGAUGGAAACUGUCCCUUCCUCGUGGACAUCGCGCCUGUCCACGCGGGAGGCGAUUUAAACCCGCGCUUGCGUAUUUCUCUGGCUCUGUUUCGAACCGGAUUGUUUAAAACUGGCUUAACUCUUAAGAGUGAUCAGCAUCCAUUUUCCCCUUUUAAUGUCAAUGCUUUGUAAAACAGAGUGGUCAUGAGAAUUACAGAUAUUACACACAAGAUGAACUUUCUUGAUAUUUUAUCAACUUCUGCCCACUACUUCUGUAGGAAAUGAAGAGGGGCAACAAAGGAAAAUUCGAAUUUUGAUCGUUGCGUUUUAAGGGUUAACCCAUGAUUAGUCUGAAAUUUGAAUUCAGAUAUGAAAGCUUAAAUAUCAAAUUCAGUUUAAUUCUUUUUGUCUACUAUUUUAUUGAUGGGAGGAUGCUCUGUAACUAGACUAGAGAAAAUUAUAGGUGAAAAUGCGUUUGAACAAAAAAAGACGAAACCUGGAUAAAAAUGUAACCCUGGGUCAGCGCUCAUCUGAGGAAAAUAAGUAAUGUUAACAGGACUGAGUGGAGUCCAAUUCGGUCUGUAAUCAUACGAGUGAUUAACAAAAUCGGACGACCUGUUAAAUCACGAGUAUGAUUACAGACCGAAUUGGACGACACGAAGUUCUGUCACCAAUUAAUCAUAACUUUAACAACAUUUGUGAUACAUUAGGCUCUUUUUUUUAAUCAAAACACAAGAAACUCCGAGAUUUUUUUGCUAGCAGUGAAAAAAAAGCCAUUUAAGCGCGCGCGUGAUGACGCGUACUGUCCAAUUACGUAGGCAUAACGCGUACUGUCGUAUUUAACUGUCCUAUUAAGGCUGAAAUCAGGGCAGUUGAUAGCCAAUCAGAUUGAAGAAUUUUGUUAUAGUUAUGAUUAAGCGACUGCUCUUGGUCUAAUCCAAAAGCCUCGAGGUUAGAUUCGAAAAUGCUGUAACCAAUGAGGCUGGGAAUAAGAUUAUUGGCAUUUGAAAUUCCUUUUUCCCGUUUCUAACGUUAAUUACAAAAUUAUUGAAAAAGUUAGCGAAAUAUCAUUUCAUUUCUCCUGACCUGCCUGACUGAACUAUCACUUAUAAUGCAAGGACUAAUUGUAUUUUCGUCACAAUCGGGGCCUGAGAGGAAUAGAAAGAGACUAAUGUGACACCUGAUAGUGAUAUUUACUUUUUGUUCACUUAGGGAUAAUAAACGCAUGAAGUACGCGAGUGUGUGUGAUAUUCACGAGAGCGCGCGUGUUUUACCCGUCUAACAAAACAAGUUCGUUUCCUCUGACGGCUAUUUCAUCGCGGAUCCCCGAAGAGGUUGCCAUUGGGUUUUGCAAUGAAAUAAAAAUAAUUAGCAAUGGCACGCGAAAUGGGGACAAUGGAAAGAUAGAAAAUCUCCAUCGUCCCCCGCCAUCUUUCUUUUUUCCUCCCUCAAGCCUCCAUGUGACCGAGGAGAGUUGCACUUGGUGUACAUCAAUACGAGCAAAUAGGAUACCCCCCGUACAUUACUAUUAGGGAGCUU